Messenger RNA from Ostertagia ostertagi, 393 nucleotides. NCBI's taxonomy places the organism in Eukaryota, Metazoa, Nematoda, Chromadorea, Rhabditida, Trichostrongylidae. The record is from the annotation of a GenBank genome assembly.
CAAUAUGAUUUUAUCUUUUCUCAGAAGAAGCUCUCCGCCGAACUGUCUUGUACUGGAAUUACUGAGUACGAUGCCAGCAAAGAAUUGCGUGAUGCUAUCGAGAGAGAGAUUGACAGCCGCGAACAACUGCGGUUCGCAGAAGAGGACCUGAAGCGAACACAGGAACGACUGAAGGAAGUGGAAAACGAGAAUGAGAUAUUGUUGAAGAAGCUGUCCAAGACUGCCAAACUGAGACCUCCCAUGGUGCGAUCAGCAAGUGAGGGCAAUGCUCACCUUCAACUAGAGCUUGCAGAACACGAAGUGGAACAUUUGUCCACAAAGAUUGAAAGACUGAAGCGAACGAACGAUCACCUUACCAGGAAGUAUGUUUCACUGAUCAAUGUAAUGUCUUAG